Myodes glareolus (Bank vole) is the source of this 2431-nucleotide messenger RNA. RefSeq names its product testis expressed 47 (gene Tex47). The record is from RefSeq and is a predicted model, not a curated record. Lineage: Eukaryota; Metazoa; Chordata; Mammalia; Rodentia; Cricetidae.
GGGCACUGGCAGUUGGAAGCAUGACAGAGGUCAGGUCAAGAGGACCUCAAAGACAGAAGAAAUAAAAAUAAGAGUUCAUCACCAGUGAGACUUGUAAUCAUCGAGAAGAAAAAAUAAGAUUCAUCAUGUCUUUCAUGGUCCAUAAUCGGAAAGGCAGCAAAAAGCAUUUUCAGGUGGACCCUCUACUGAUGCCCAAAGUUCCUCGAAUCAAUUACAUGCACCUUCAGGAAGAGAAACACAGGCUACAGCUAAAGAAAUUCCUCCUUCACAGGAUGUUUCUUGUGGGCCACCUACAAGCCAAUGUGGAGAAAAAGCAGAUUUCUGAAUACUACGAGCACCUCUUCCAGUCAAUUCUGAAGCAUCACUUAGGAGAGGCAGUUACGGGCUUACUGCUCAUAUACUCAAACACUUUUCUGCAUAUCCUUGAGACCUCCAAUGGCACGCUCUUCCGAAUCCUUUUAGAUUAUGUUGCCCACGAGAAGGAAGACAAAGAAUUUAUCAUCCAAAACGUCAAAAUUAUAGUUGCUUCUCAUAACAUCCCCACAAGGCUGUUCAUGCAGUGGCAUGUUUCUGCCAUCAAGGUUCCCGUGCUGUAUCUAGAUGACGUGACACAGUCACAGUCUCUCUCGGAGGUCACCACAGAUUUUCUCACCAUGACUCACAAACUGGCAUUUCACCUCUUUAAGACCGUGAAAGUCGGAAUGAAAGGGCCGGGUGACAACUUGCACCAAAUGGCCCCUGACCUCCUCCUCCCAGAACAAACUAUCCAAUACCUGUGCAAAGCUGAUGAAUUCAUGGACCCAGCAACAUUCUUAAGCAUGUAUAACAGACCCAUACAUGUCACCCUGGAUUCUGAGAUUGUGUGGCCAGCUCCUUCCCGAUUCUAGGAUGGAGAGAGAUUAUGUGUGCACAUCUCAUAAAGAUUUUGUACUACUUUAGAAACAAAGAAUUUCUAAAGUUACUCUUUCAAAAAAAAGGAUCAGAAUAUGAAAACAGCUUAUCUAAAGCUAAACUUAAGAAUGCAUCUGCUUAUUCUGAUCUAAAGCUUAAUAAAUUGUUUCAGGUAAUUGGGUUUAUUAAAUUUUAAAUUCCAUCAUUUUCAUGGGAUAAGUCAUCUUUUUUUCUUUUAAGGAAAGUAUAGUUGAAAGGAAUUUAACACCAAUUAGGCAUUUAGUUUCUCAAGCAUUCUCUCAACAUUUAACAAGAAGUCUUUAUGAUAUGGUAGAAUAAAUAUGUUUAGGGUUAGAUCAUUUCUAACAGUUUAACCCUUAAGAAACUUGCAAGGUAAAGUAACAAACAACCAUAAUAUAUGUGUGAAAUAAUGUCUAAUAGUAUGUGAUAUACUCCAAAUGGUAUAGUAGGAAGCGGUAGAAUAAACUUGGAGAAUAUAAGGGAAUAAACCACUAAUUAAAAAUCCCUAAAUCCGAGAAAAUAAAACCUAACCUCUGAAAAUAAUCCUAAACGCCCACAUUCUGACCUAUACAAUCAGUAAUACUGAAAUUAUUAUAAAGAUGAAAGACACUGGAGUUUUCAAAACAACUAGAAAACGCCAUCAAAUUUCAAUACAAUUUUUUAUGCAACAUUGAUUCAUUGAGCACUCCUCUGUAUGACAGGCAUUUUUCAGUCUCUAGAGAUGCAACAGUGUUCACACAAGGCAUUGUUCUUGCCCAAUUGAAAAAUUUAAUAUUAUAUGUAAGCAAUAUUAUAGGAUACAAGUAAUCCAUGUUGUGUCAGAUGGCAUCUUAUUGACAGGGUAAAUAGUUUGAAAAAAAAAAGGUAUUUUCUAAAGUAAAAAGGUGACCAAAAGUGUAGUGUAUGGUUAAAAAUUAAACAUCAACUUAAGUUUAAACACUUAAGUUAAACAUAAAAUUGUGCCUCAUAAUAUUACGCAAAAAAUUGUAAUACAUCCAAUCCAACAUGCUCCUCUUCCAGUGUGACCUUCAGGUCCAUCCUAUUUUAUACGACAGGAUUUACGUUUAAAAUCUGGCAUCCUUUGUACCUGCUUUUGCUGACAGAGUGUGGCAGAAGUGAUGCUGGGCGACCUCAAAGGCUAAAUCAAAACUCUAAGUGCCUUGCUUUUUCGACUUGAACCUGAGCUCCUACAAUACAGGCACUAUGCAAUAUGAAUGCUCACAGCUGUCUCCAGACAGCAUUCUCAGCAAUGGCAGAGACGACAGCCAAGUGCUAGAUGCUGAGUAAGACUUGGUGGCUCCUGAUUCUCUGCUUCCAGGAUUACAAGAAAUACCAGUUGACACUGUAUGAAAUAGAUAUGGACUCUUCCUAGGAAUCCUGCUCAAAUUCUAGACCUGAGAUGACUGUGUAGUUGUCUAGAACUAUAACAUGUGUGCAUGUAAAUGAUUUUAUCAGUUGCUAUUCAUUCUUUUUUGUACAUUACUAAAUGUCUCCAAGUAAACACUUACUAGGAAACCAA